AUGGGUAACAAUCCCAGUAGACCACUUUACCGCGAAAAUGCAGACCCUAAUGUCCCGCCCUCAUUGAGGUUUUCGAGACAUCGCCAAAUGGUGAUCGUCACCAUGUUUGGCAAACGCAGGAAGUAUCUAUGUUUCUCAACACCACAUUCCUACGACCGAUUCAAAGCUGCGGGCAAAAAGUUUGGCACGCCUCAGAAUAUACUUGACGGAGGCCUGGGCGUGCCGCUGUUCGAGUUCGAGGAUCCUUAUUCGUUGGUGCGACUAGUAAAUGGAGACAACGUACGCUUUCGCGUAAGUAAGUUCGUGCUACAGGAUGCAGCAGCGACGCUGCCGCAUUCAAACUGUUCGGUGGUGUGCCAAGACGGUAAGAAAGCUAUCUAUAAGAUGCCGUUUUGCGAGGUGACGCGUAGUUUUGGCGAAGGCGGCCGGUCUGCGUUCGAGUACGUUUUUUACACGCCAGAUGGAACCACGAGUGUGAGUACACGCAAACAUCGGAUGUGCUUGGACUCUGACGCCCGGCUAGGUGAGUGGAACGUUGGGUGGCGCCGGACCUCGUCGGAGAACUACGAUCUGGUGGUUCUACCGCCCCAGGCGCGGUCGCUGCUGGACUCACGUGAAGUGAGAGCAUCCAAACCCAGCAACACCAAAGCGCUCGAGCGUAACGCGAUCGUGUGGGCCAAGUUUGAAGACGUGGGAGAACCAUUCCUGCCUAAAUUGACCAAGAAAUUGGCAGUUGUGACGGUGGGUGAGGUUGACUUUGAGACAGACGCCACGGCGUACGGAUUAUUGGGUGUGCCAUGGUUCUCGCAGGUGAUUGCAUGUAUGGCACUGGUACAGUGCCAGUGGAUCCAGCAAGAGGGACGCAAUAACCGAAAGAAUAGGACUUUAAGUAAUAGGAUGUCAAGGCAAUUUAACUAA
Messenger RNA from Lachancea meyersii CBS 8951, 918 nucleotides. The record is from the annotation of a GenBank genome assembly. NCBI's taxonomy places the organism in Eukaryota, Fungi, Ascomycota, Saccharomycetes, Saccharomycetales, Saccharomycetaceae.